GAAAAUCCAGAUUCGCUCUCCCUACCAGUAGAUGGGGGUGUUGCACCAGUAAGCAAUUUAACAGAGGAAGACUAUACCAGGGUCAAUAUAAAUAUUUUACAUCUAGGAAAAAACGACAUACUUUGUAUGACUACGGGCAUUAGAUGUAAUUAAACAUGAGUACCAUGCUGAAAAUUCAGGAAAAUUGCGUCGUGAAGCUCAAAGAAUGGGAGCAACGCUGGCACGAUAACAGAAUUGGCUUUCACAGGCCACACGUACACAAGAUGCUGGAGAGUAAAAUUGAAAAAGCUUUGGCCGGGCGGACGGGAGUUCGCUUCUUCUUUCCUCUUUGUGGAAAAGCUGUAGAUAUGAAGUGGUUAGCAGACAUGGGCCAUUCGGUGGUCGGAGUGGAGAUAUCGGAAAAAGCAAUUCAGCAGUUCUUUUCGGAGAACGACUUGACAUACAGUGAGGAAACUGUUCCAGCUAUUCCUGGAGCAAAGGUCUUCAAGAACUCAGAAAAAAACAUCACCUUGUAUAACUGCGACUUGUACAGUUUAACCAGUUCAAUUAUUGGUCAGUUUGGGGCGAUUUGGGACCGAGCCUCUAUGGUGGCCAUCAACCCGAGAGACAGAGUAAAAUAUGCUUCUCUCAUGAUUUCUUUGAUGGCAAAUGACUGCAAAUACCUUUUGUCUACGUUCAUGUACAAUGCGGAACUUUAUAAAGGCACUCCUUUUGUUGUCACUGGUGAGCAAGUAUAUACCUUGUUUGGAGAAAAGUGUGACGUGGAAAAGCUUUUAUCUGAAAAUUUGACUGGAGACAGACUCCAGGCUUGGGGCGUUGACUACGUGAUUGAAGAACUGUACCUCAUUACUCUGAAGAUGAGCUAAAAGCAGCCAGGAAAAGUAAAACAAUCAUUAAGGGGAAAAAUAGCACUUACUUUUUUACAUGUUGAUUCCUUUCUUUCCAUAAUUGGAAUUCUGAAAUCGUGCAAGAGGGAAAACAACACUGAUUUGGACGAUUAACCAGAGAAUCACGCUAACACAGAGGUUCAUUCUUGUUUAAUGUAGCAUGUGUCUUUGUUGACGUUGACAAAUUACCAUGAUGUAAUGUGGAGGAGCCUGCCAUAUUGUUUUUAUGUAAAAUUAUUGACUGGAUUCUGGAUUGGAAUUUAAAAACAAUCUAAAUGUGUUUCUCACCAGUAGACGUCCAAUUUAUUUGGAGUGGGAGAGCUGGUAGCGAAUGAACGCUCAUUGAUAGCCCUCCCACUUCAAAUAAAUUGACGUCUAUUGCAGUCAAUGGCACCAAAUGAGUUUUUAAAAAAUCCUGUUUGGGCAAUUAUUGUCACAGUUAUUUAACUGCUAAUUUUCUCAGGAAUAGACGUCCAUUUGACUGGGAGGCCUGGCAGCAAUCAUUUAUCUAAUUCAUCUAUGUUAGGGGAGCCGCCACUAUCUUUGUGAGCAAAGGUUGAUUAAAGGGAAAUAAACUAAUCAAAUAUUAUUCUCACAUGUUGGAAAUAAAGCUGUAAUUCACUAAUUCAGUGCUCAUUUAAUUCAUAGUGUAAAUUUUAACACGGAAAAAGUGAUCCCUCGCUAUUUCGCGCUUCAAACUGUGCGUCCUCAGUCCAUCGCGGAUUUUUUUUCCAAUUAAAAAAACAAAUAAAUGCAGCAUUUUACAUAAUAUAUAUUUUUUAUAAAAACAUGAUGAGCUGUCCCGAUCUGAUUAUGUAGUCUCUCACUCUCGUUUCUGCAGCUUUUCUUGGUCAGGUAGUGCACUGGAGUUGCCUUUUAAAGUUAGUGAUGAUUGACAGAUGUUAAGGUUUGAUCUUGCCAGAGACGCUUGGAAGCCGAAACUACAUAGCAAAGCAUGCGUCAAUCAUCUUUGACUUGUUAAACAGUUGAUGUGGCAACUCAUUGUAAGUUAGCGGAUUUGAGUGGACUCACUCAAUGAAGCAUUUAACAAAGACAAGCAUUUUUCUACUUUAUUCUUGUUUAAAACUAAUUCGGUGGGACAUUAACAUUUUAAAACUUAUCAUAAUUAUUACAUUUGAAGUGCUUAAAACAUUAUAUAUACAGUAUAUGUUGUUUAAUCAUACUUUGGGGAAAAAAAGUGAAAAAACAUGUCAUGUGUAUUUCUUUUCAAUGCUAAAGCUGAAUAAAUACAUUAAA
Molecule: messenger RNA, 2144 nt
Organism: Corythoichthys intestinalis (scribbled pipefish)
Lineage: Eukaryota; Metazoa; Chordata; Actinopteri; Syngnathiformes; Syngnathidae
Product: probable thiopurine S-methyltransferase
Exons: 9
Coding region: 156-866 (236 amino acids)
Molecular function (GO): thiopurine S-methyltransferase activity
Source: RefSeq, a predicted model, not a curated record